This is a messenger RNA of Phascolarctos cinereus (koala), 1705 nucleotides long. It is a transcript of the gene NFKBIL1, whose product is annotated as NFKB inhibitor like 1. The record is from RefSeq and is a predicted model, not a curated record. Gene Ontology annotation, molecular function: protein binding. Gene Ontology annotation, biological process: negative regulation of toll-like receptor signaling pathway; negative regulation of canonical NF-kappaB signal transduction. Gene Ontology annotation, cellular component: nucleus. Lineage: Eukaryota; Metazoa; Chordata; Mammalia; Diprotodontia; Phascolarctidae.
UUUCCCGUUCCUCCGUUGCCGCUCUAAUCUACGUCGUCGGGGGAAAUUCCCAGUGCCGCUUUCUCUUUUUUGUGAAGCCCCCUCCCGCCACUACUUCGAACUCCCUCCCACUAUUUCGCUUUUCAGUCAGGCUUGCUUAAAGCAGCGCUCUUCGCUUGGAACGCAAUGAAUGAGACGCGGUGCGUUCCCACGGGGUCCUACGAUUGCCGUGGUUGCCAAGGUGACCUAGGCGUACUUUCGUUUAGGCUUUACCCGGCCUAUCCGCUGGGUGCGAUGGCUAGGUGUUGCCCCGGGCCUGGGGGAACGUGAAAUGGAAGAAAUGGGAAGUGGGAGAGUAGGGGCGCUAAAAGAACAGUCCAGGACCCAUCAUGGGUUCUUCUCACCGACGCAGACGUGAGCGACGUUUCCGAAGAUAUCUGUCCAGAGGACGGCUGAGCAAGGCUCAAUCCCUCUUUCUUCGACACCCAAGGCUGGAUAUAGACGCUGGAGAGCCACCACCACUCCACCGAUCCUGUGCCCGCCAUGAUGCUCCUGCCCUUCGACUGCUACUCUGCCUUGGAGCUGACCCCACUCACCAGGACCGCCAUGGAAAUACUGCUCUGCAUGCUGCUGCUCAACAGGGUCCUAGUGCCUACAAGGACUUCUUCCUGCCUCUGAUGACACAAUGUCCCACUGCCAUGAAGAUGAAGAACAAACAAGGAGAGACCCCUGGGGAACUUCUUGGCUGGGAAAGUCCCCCAGAGCCAUCUGUAGAAUCGGAGGAAGAAGAGGAAGAGGCUUACAGGGAGAGAGAAUGGAGACAGAAGCUUCAGGAGGAGCUAGAGGAUGAGUGGCAGGAGAUGCUGGGGAGGUUUGAGGGUGAUGAGGAUGCCACCUUAGACACCCCAGAGCCUGAGUCCUUCUCUGCCUGGACUGAACGCCUGGCCCGAGAACAUGCCCAGAAACGACGACAGCAACAAGCGACAAAGAGAGCCCGGCAUCCAAAAUGUCCGUCAGCCUCCUGCCGCAGCUGGCAGCAACAAGAGAAGGAAUGUCGUCUAUUCCAAGAGCGAGCCCAGGCCAAGGAAGAAGAACUGAGGGAGAGCCGAGCCAGGAGGACCCAGGAAGACAGAGGGCAUUGUGGGGGAGACUGCAAUAGGACUAAGCCUAUGGGAGACCUCCGCAAGGGAGGACACACACUUUGGUGUUUUAAAGACAUACCUUGGCCCUGCCUUGGAGGAAGGGAUCCUGAGGCAAUGGCAGCAGCCCUGGUGGCCAGGGGCCCCCCACCCACAGAUCGAGGAGCCCUAAGGAAGUAUUUGAGGGCCCAGCAGGUCCAAUGGCAUCCUGACCGAUUCCUGCAGAGAUUUGGGUGCCAAAUUGAAGCUAGGGAAAGGGAAAAGGUAAUGGAAAUUGUGACGGCUCUGUCCCAAGCCCUCAAUCGACAUGCAGAAGACCUAAAGUGACCCAGAAGAAAAAGACAAAGAAUGGGUACAUAUGAUGCGUAUAAGUCAGACAACAGGAUUCAGGUGAUAAUGACAAAAUAUAAAACAUGGAAUGAGGAAAAAAUUGGGUGUAGGAAUAGAGGCUCAGGGGUGCGCACUGUAGAAAAGGAUGAGGACUAAAUGAGGACAGCUUGUGGGUUAGAGAUGAAGUGAGCUGGAGCAGUCAUGGGCGGUUGCUACCGCUGACUCCCUUCUCUUCCUAAUAAAUUAUUUCCUAAUAA